AUGGGAACUUGUGCUGCUCAAAAAUAGAAAAAAUAGACAAAUGAUGGUUAAUUAUAAUAAGUAGUAGCUCAAGUUAGACUAUCUCAAGACUGCAAUAUAAUCUUGUAACAGAGAGCGAGCUAAUCCUCCCAUUUAAAUCCUUAUAAGAAUCCAAUUCUCAACAGGAGAUUGAAAGAGAUUCCAACCUCGCCAAAUCCAUAAACUUAAGCAGAAUGA
Paramecium octaurelia is the source of this 216-nucleotide messenger RNA. The record is from the annotation of a GenBank genome assembly. Lineage: Eukaryota; Ciliophora; Oligohymenophorea; Peniculida; Parameciidae.